ACGGCGGCGCGCCAAAGCCUGUUUAUUUCCCCCUCCACUGGCGUCUUUGUGCGAGUCGGAUGCUCGUUCGUUGAAUCAAACCGACUCCCGACCCGACCGACACCGACACAUCCACAAACAGUAGAGGCGCAGUUUUCGUCUAGGAGACAACACGUGAAGGUUCAAGAUGAAGGUUUUUAUAGUUCUGGCGACAGUUCUUGCUUCGGCAUGUGCCAUUUCCUUUUUCGAUUUAGUUCUGGAGGAAUGGGGUACUUACAAGCUGGCUCAUGGCAAGAGUUAUGAAAACGAUGUUGAGGAAAAGUUCAGGAUGAAAAUCUUCAUGGAAAAUAAGCACAAAAUUGCUAAGCACAAUGCCAAAUAUGCCCGUGGUGAGGUCACGUUUAAAAUGGGUCUGAACAAGUAUGCUGACAUGCUUCAUCAUGAGUUCGCCCACACUGUGAACGGAUUUAACCGUUCUGCUAGGCUAGGAAUGGUUCAGGGAGUUCAGGAGAGAAUUGGAUCAACUUUCAUCCGUCCUGCCAAUGUGGAGAUUCCCAAGCAAGCUGACUGGAGGGAGAAGGGAGCAGUUACCCCAGUCAAGGACCAAGGUCACUGUGGCUCAUGCUGGUCAUUCAGUGCUACUGGAGCUGUUGAAGGACAACAUUUCCGCAAGACUGGAGUUUUGGUUUCCCUCAGCGAACAAAACUUGGUGGAUUGCUCAGGAAAGUACGGUAACCAAGGUUGCAAUGGUGGUUUGAUGGACAAUGCCUUUGCUUACAUUCGUGACAAUCAUGGCAUUGACACAGAGCAGGCCUAUCCUUAUGAGGGUGAAGAUGAUAAGUGCCGUUACAACCCCAAGAAGUCUGGAGCCACCGACACUGGAAUGGUUGAUAUCAAGCCCGAUGAAGAGCACCUCAAGGAGGCUGUUGCCACCGUCGGCCCAGUGUCUGUCGCCAUCGAUGCUAGUCACGAAAGCUUCCAGUUCUACAAAGAGGGAGUUUACUACGAGCCUGAGUGCUCAAGCGAAUCCUUGGACCAUGGAGUGCUUGUCGUUGGUUACGGCACUGAUGAGGAUGGUUCGGACUACUGGGUUGUGAAGAAUUCAUGGGGUACAUCCUGGGGACAAGAUGGCUUCAUCAAGAUGGCAAGGAACCGUGACAACCACUGUGGUAUUGCAUCCUCUGCCAGCUAUCCUCUUGUCUGAAUCUCAAUUUAGCAACCAAGACAUUGAUCAAAGUGCUGUGAUUUCUGCCAAUGAAGGAGUGGUAGUUAACUUUGUGGCUAUUGAAAGCUGGAGUCGGUGAAUUCAUCUCAUGCAUGUACCUGAUGUGUUUAUUGGAUAAAUGUUUGCAAUUGUUGGAUUGAGAACAUUGCAUCUCAGGAACCGCCUUUUCAGCCACUAACACUGUACUGUAUCAUUCCUUCUUGGAAUUAAUAGCUUUACCUCUAAUUUUUAAGCAAUGAUCAAAUGCUGUGUAACUUUAGUUUUUUUUUUUUUUCAUUUUGUAUAAGAACUGCAAGCCUUUCUUUCACUUCCUGUCCUAGUUGUCACUUUAGUGAAUGUCUGUAAAAAAAAAUGUUAAAUUAAAUCUGAUCAUCACCAUUUUUUAA
Thrips palmi is the source of this 1590-nucleotide messenger RNA. Its product is annotated as cathepsin L-like. The transcript has 7 exons. Gene Ontology annotation, biological process: immune response. Gene Ontology annotation, cellular component: lysosome. Gene Ontology annotation, molecular function: cysteine-type endopeptidase activity. Lineage: Eukaryota; Metazoa; Arthropoda; Insecta; Thysanoptera; Thripidae. The record is from RefSeq and is a predicted model, not a curated record. Bases 167 to 1183 code for a protein of 338 amino acids.